AUGGAAUCUCUUCAUACUGGGUACAACUAUUUAUGAGAUUCUUCAGAGAAUCUCCACCCAUCAGUUAGUGCAGUCCAGGCUUACCCUCAAAAUGUGGCAAGCAGAGUUGAACCAGAAUCAGACAUAAUAAGCAUCCAUGACACUCAAUCUGAAGAAUCAGAGUGCUCCCCUAUCUACGAAGUAGAAAAGGUCCUGAAAUCAAGAAUGGUCGACGGGCAAGAGCAGUUCUAUGUCAAAUGGGUAGGCUAUCCCUCCACUGAAAACACAUGGGAGCCAAUCCUAAACUUCGGAGAAGGUAAUCUACCUCUUCAGAGGUUCCUCCAAAAACGGGAACGAAAGAAUGAGCUUCGAAGACAAAAAGCUCAGCUUGCUGAAAAGAAGCGAAUUAAAUAAAGAGAAUCGUAAGAAAUUGAAUAAAAGGAAAAGGCUGACCAAACUAUCAGAUAUUAUGGAAAAUUGUCACUUGGAUGAAAAGAAAAGUUGAGUUUUGGAGGAUGCCUCUGAUUUGGGAAAGGAAAAUUACUGUGAUAGCAAGCUUAAGAAGAUGGAUGUUCAAGCUGAAAUUGAGGGAGACAGAGCAAAUGGAGGAGGCAAAGGAAAUGAUGAAAAUAAAGAGCCAAAUGAUAAGAAUAAGUCUUUUAAUGAGAAAGAGAAUUUAAAAAUAUGUAAUAGUGCUAAUUUGUCAAGAAAAACUGCGGCGGAUGACUGCGAUCCAAAAAGUAAUGAUGAUAAUAAUGUUGGCUAUCAAAAACAAAUUGAAUGUUGUUCAGAUCGUAAUUCAAGCGAGAAUAUUAUCAAAGGAAGUAAUAGAGCUUUCCAAAUAUCAGUUAAAGAGCCUAACUGUUCUAAUUUACACAGAAAGAUGCAUGCAGAGUUUUCUUUAAAAGAAAUUUGCCCACCUAAAUCAUCUACUAGUGAGCUAAAAUUUCGAAUUAAAGAUCAGAAAACUGCAAGAAGCACCUCUGAUAGUAUUUUACAUUUAGAAUGUAAAAAGAAAUGACUGCCGUUGAAAGAUAAAGAAGCCACAGGUAAAUUUACAUCAAUAAAUCUUGUUAAAAACAGUGAAAGCCAGAUUGAAAAGAAUUCUAUAAAUAAAUCUGAUACUAAUAAACCAUCAGAAUCCUCUCCAACUUGAAAGCAGACUUCAAAUAAACCUUGAGAUCGACCUAUAAAGGGAAGUGUAGAGCAUGAUGUAAUCGACGCAAUAUUAAGAAUGAAGAACAUGUCAGGGAAACUCUAUGCAUUAGUGCAGUGGAAGAAGAGACCAGAUGGAAUACUACCUUCAAAGACUUAUGAAGAAGUAGAAAAACUCAAGAAGAAAAAUAUUAGAGAGGUUUGAGACUUUUAUGAAACUAAGAUUAAGCUUAAGGCCAGCACUGGAUAAAUUUGUUCAAUAAGUUAUUUAUUUGAA
Messenger RNA from Moneuplotes crassus, 1411 nucleotides. The record is from the annotation of a GenBank genome assembly. Lineage: Eukaryota; Ciliophora; Spirotrichea; Euplotida; Euplotidae.